Saitoella complicata NRRL Y-17804 is the source of this 1225-nucleotide messenger RNA. RefSeq lists its product as uncharacterized. Bases 419 to 937 code for a protein of 172 amino acids. NCBI's taxonomy places the organism in Eukaryota, Fungi, Ascomycota, Saitoellomycetes, Saitoellales, Saitoellaceae. The record is from RefSeq and is a predicted model, not a curated record. The transcript has a single exon.
CGGGGUGAGUUCUGGGUCUUCGACGGCAAAGUCAUGCACCGGCUGCACGAUCCACCGUUUCCCAGGCUUCCCGCGUUCUUUGGGUACCCGCUCCGGUAUCGAUCUCCGCCAGAGAAAUCCCUUGAGGAGUCGUUGAGCAUACUCCAGCUCCCCGACAUGAUAUUGCGUCUCGAUCCCCGCGCUGGAAAUUGCCCAAUCAUCCUUCAAGUCACCAAUCUCGCCGGUUAGCGCAUCUUUGUGGCCGAAGAAUAUUGAGUCGGGGGUGAGGGUUGAUUUGCGGCCGGGGAGGAGGGCUCGUUUGAGGCGGGGCGUUUUGGUUGGUGGUCGUUGUUGGGGUUUUUCUGGGAUGAUUUGUGCUGUACCGACUUCCGGUCGUCCCUCGCCUUCGGGGGAUGUAGGGUUUGUGUCGAUAUUUUGCAUGUCUUCAUUAUCGAAUGCUUCUAUCACCUGGCCCAAAUCAUCCAUAGAUAGAUCUCCAUCACCGUGCGCUGCCCUUUCCAGAACCGGUGACCCCACAAUUUGUGCCCGCGCCGCAACAGGUAUACUCAUCGCCAAAGGCGCAUCAUCAAACGGAUGCCGUCCCCCCGAAGAAUACGGCCACCCCACCCCUACCGGCGUCUUCACCUCCCCUCCCAACACCUCCAUCCCCAUCUGUGCCGGCGUCUCCAUAACAGAACCCAGCGUCCCAAACAACUGCACCCCCCUCGACUGCCUCCUCACCUGCCACCCCCUCCACCCCACACUCCCCUCCCUCAACUCCUCAAUCGCGUCCAACAACCUCUGUCGCUGCCCCAGACUUCGUAAUCCCAAAUCAUCCCUCAACGUGCCGUUAUCUAGCCGUAGAAAGACGCGGCCAUCAACGUCGUUGGAGGCGAGGGCUUGGGUGAAUGCGGGAUCUGCGGCUGAGGUUGGGAAGGUCUCGCGGACCCAGUGUUGAACCUGGGAGAGGGUCCAGGUCCAGGGGUCGGUUGGGAGAGACGACUGCGCUUGAGCAGCAGCUGGUGACUCAUUAUGGUGAUUGGCCAUGGUAUGCGAAUGAAUGCUACCGCAAUUGCAACGCGAGAGUUUAGAGCAUCGUUUCUGACGCGUUGCCGAGGACUGGGGAGCGGUCAGUUGCGGGUCCGGCGUGUUAUAUUGCCCUCAAUAGAUAUAACAGCUGUAGUCUCAACAACGGUUACGUCUCUUACGACGCAGUUGAAUGGACCCUCUCUCCAAAUCCGGCGGC